Molecule: messenger RNA, 204 nt
Organism: Mesorhabditis spiculigera
Lineage: Eukaryota; Metazoa; Nematoda; Chromadorea; Rhabditida; Rhabditidae
Source: the annotation of a GenBank genome assembly
AUGGCCAAAGUUUGGGCCUGCCUGGUUAUAUCCAAGACCCCCGGCUGGAACCUUUUCGGACAAUUCAAUAUCGAAUGUGCACUGACCGGAGACUGCCAUAUCAAAACUUUCCACGCCACCGUCCGCAUCAGAUCAUCUUCUGUCGGAGGCCCUUCAAUGAACUCUAGUCGAGGCUCUUUACGAGCCAUCUCUUCAAAUACGGGU